Lymnaea stagnalis (great pond snail) is the source of this 11889-nucleotide messenger RNA. Lineage: Eukaryota; Metazoa; Mollusca; Gastropoda; Lymnaeidae. The record is from the annotation of a GenBank genome assembly.
UCCACAUCAUGGCGGCCAAAUGUUUUCAUCGGCAACCAUCUGAAUAGCAAUAUUUUGGUUUUGAUACACUGAAAUAUUGCCAAGUCCAAGCACUUAUAUUUAUUUUGAAAAUGUAAGAUACUAAUACUAAUUUAUUUACUUUAAAAUAUCGUUAUUUGCCUGCCAAAUUUUAUAUCAAACAAGGAAAUGAAAAUUAUAAUAUUAAUAAAAUAACAAUCAAUGAGGCCCUUUUAUGUUAUGUCUUGCCUUGCCUUAUAUUAUUUAUUAAAAUAAUUAUUAUCUUAUCUUAAAAGAAAAUGGAUUAUUCACAACUGCCUACUUAGAACCGACUGACAGCCAUAGUUAUUUAUUGUAUUCAUCUUCCCACCCCAAAUCAUGAAAAGACUCCAUAGACCAUACCCUUUUCCCAACUUUUUAGACUACAUCAGUCAGAUAAAGUCAAAGACUUUUUAUUUUUAGUGAUAGUGCAAAUGAAAUGAUAGACUUCUUUGGCUCCAAAUCUUAUCCAGUGACUGCCCGCCCUUGUUUUAGCACUCAAUCAUAUCUGCACAAUUACAUGUAAUGAGGCUUUUAAAUAUUGUUUUUAAAAAAAAAAAGGGUCAAUUCAAAAAUAAUCCUUACCUACAAAUACAGUGUCACUGAUUUUCUGGUUUCCAGUCAAUGAAGUCAAACAAAGCCUUUUAGUUCAGAAAAUCAGAAAUGUUUCUCCACAUUAUCGCCCAGUAGAUUGCUGCAUCUGUCAGCAUACAGGUGGCCUGCUGCACUGAAUAACUGCUCACUAACCACGUUUGGGGGUUGGUGCAGACCAAAAAAAAUAUAACAAAAAUAUUACCAUGUCCUUAGUUGUUGUUUUUUCACAAAUCUGUUUACCUUUGCCUAAGCAUAAUUUUAUUUUUGGAAAUAUUGGACAAAUAGGUCAUCAUGCAGCUGUGAGCAGUGUUUACAGAAGAUUAGUCAUAUCAUACUAUGAUAGCAAGACGUUGAGCAAUAAUGAAUAAACAGACAGAGUGCCAUUCAGACUGGGGAUGGCUUGUUUUAUGCAAUAUCCCAAAGAUGUUCACUGAUUUCUGGCAGACGACAGAAAGCCUAAAUCACUUUUGGCUGAAACCAAAAAUCAACAGAAAGUUAACUUUUCUGUUUUGGCCGAAAUCAAAACUAUGCCUAAAAUGAUCAUAUGGCAACUUUUGUCGUUAAACCAGAACUUUGGUCAGCCUUUACCUACCACCCUAACAAUGUGAUUGCCAAAAAAAUAUUUGUGAAGAAUCAUCAUAUACUCCUUGCAGACCCUGACACUAAGAGGGUAUCUCACCCCCUCCAGUUAUUGUCUUUAGAGGGGAUACAAAUUUAUAUGACCUGGUUCACAUUCACCUUUGGGACUAGACCAUGUUCUAUAAGUCAUUGUAGGAUUUGUCCCUAUGUACUGAAAACUGAACACAAUAGCUUCCCUUAGGGGACCUUGACUAUCAAAGAGGGCUUCAUAUGCAUUAGUUGAAAUGGGAACAUGUCAUUCCUGCUAUAUAAAUGAAAUGGAAAGAAGGCUAUCUGGUAAGUCAUUGAAUAUUUUCAGGAUAUUGAACAAUGAAGCCACCCCUGGUCUCAUCCCAUUUUUAAUGGAGGUGAACACAAGAGCACAUCAGGUGUAUCCAUCACAGAUACAUAUCUUUUACAUUGAAAUUGAUAUUACUAUUAGAACACACCACAUAAUAAUGUGGGAGGAAUGUUUUGGUUUUGAACAGUUUAACUUCCAUUUCUAACAAUAACAAAGAGCACUUUCUGUACUGAACAUUGAGCUUCAUUGACUUUAUUGAGAUUUUGAACAUAUUAUAAAAAAAAAAAUUAAUAGCUUACUUUUAAUUUAAAUUAUCUGUUUUUUCUUGUUUUGUAUUGUCUACUCAAAAAGGCAUCUAGUCGAAACAUUCAUUUAUUUUCCUGUAUUUUCUUUUCAAGCCAAAACAUGUCUUGUUCCACAAUUUAUUUAAUUCACACAGCUUGAACUUGAAAGCAGUCACUCAUAUAUUAUCCUUUAUGAUUCAAAUAGGCCUAAUAAGUUCAGUGGCUAAUAUUAAGUAUAAUAUAAAUAUCAACAGGCAGCGCAUAGUUUAACUAUAAUUUUGAUCGAAAAUUAAUCAAGGUGGCCAAUUAUCCAAUAAUGUCAAAUUUUUUUCAGGGCGAGCAGCAGUGAAAAGUGGCUGGAUGCUUACUAUGAUCCAGUUGCUUCACUGUACACAUUUACACAGUGUCUUACCCUGUCAGAUAUUCAAGCUGAUGGAGACUGGAAACUUAUUGUUGCUGACUUGGGCACUGGCAGCUAUGACAUGAAGCUGAAAGUUUACAAAAGUCAGUAACCUGUAGAGAACUUCUUAAUAGAUGCUUAAUGUUUCAAAGGGUUGGGAGUUUUCUUAAAUUUAAAAAAGUGAUUAGUAUGUUUAAUUAAAUUUUUUAUGGUGAAAAUUUGUUUAAAUGCUUUGACUGAUGUCUGGGCAUUGUUAGAUGGUAUGGUAAGAAUUCAAAUUUUCUCCCAAUAAAAAAAAUAAAUAAUUUUCUUCAGAAAGUGCAAAAUAUUAAAAGAGAAAAUAACUUCAUUUCCUUUUUAUAAAUGUUUUUUUAAUCAGAUAAUAGAGCAAAUGUGUGUUGGGGUCAGUUAAUAGAUGGUAUAGUUUUUUUGUAUUUGUAAUACAAAAUGAAGGAAAAUUAUACAUUUUUACAUGUCAGACAAGUUUGUUUUUUAUUUUGUAGACACAACAUUGAUGAGUGAGCAUACCAUCAUUGACUUACCAACAGGAGUUGUCACCUUUUACAUGGACACCCUGACACCACGCACUCCAGGUAAUAAAAAAAUACUUAUUUUGUCAUGUAGCUUUUUAGAAUGAAUUCAGUAUAAAUGAUUAAUAUUCCUAGCUAUUGUGCCUUAAUUUGAUUAUUGCAUGAUUUGCGUCAUUUUGAUAUUGCAGCUAUAGCAGUUGCCUCUGGUCCAUAUAUUUACGUGUACAAGAAUUUACGUCCUUAUUUCAAGUUUACACUGCCCCCACUUGAAAUCCAUCCAGUGGAAGAAGAUUUAUGGAAUCAAGUUAAGGAUGUAUGUAACUUGAUGCACUUAGUCUGAGCAAAAUAUUUACAUAAAUUGAUGAUUUAAUUACAUAUUCAAUACAUACCAUAAUAAGUAAUGUAGAAAAUGAAAGACAUUGUUUAGAGUUGUGAAAGACUGCUCUUUGGUUCAGUUACUUAUUAUUUUUUUCAAACUGUAUGAAGUUUUAAGAAUUUAUGCUUAAAUUUCAGUGCUAUUCUAAAGCUUUAAAACAAAUGACACUCGUAAUGCUUACUUUUGAUGAUCUAAUGUUGCUAGGGAAAUUUUAGACAAUCAAGUUAGAAUAAAUAUGAUUCAGUUAACUUGGUUGUCUAAAAUUAGAAUAAAUAUGAUUCAGUUAAGAUACCAGUUCUUUUAAUAGUCUAGCGAUCCCUUCUAGUUCUAAUUAUAUCACCACUACAAUUAAAUACUCCUGAUUCAAUUAAUUAGUGCAGAUAUGAAAUAAAUGCAAAUUCAACUAAUUUUUGUGGACCCCUGAAAGUACGGCUUUGUAAAUCCACAAGGAUAAAUGGACCACACUUACGGACCCAAUGUUCUUGAAAUCAAAAUGUAUUUUUUCUGUUUUACUUUUGUGGUCUUAUCUGUUAUCCUAUCUAUUCAAUAUUCCAAUCUGUACUUAAGUGCCCUGUUGUUGAAUAACCUUUAAUUUACCUUCAUCUCAGGAACAAGUCAAUGUGCACAGUAUGCGGGAAAUGUUGGAAACUUUGAGGUAUUUACUUUUGACUUUUUUUUUUGUGUAAAUUAUUUUAGUAUGUUCUUAAAAAAUAAAAAUAAAUUCUAUCGUCCAUCCAAUGUGAUAGAAUAAUUAAAUUAAAUAUUGAUAAAUUGAUGUUCUGGGCAACUAUAGUCUGUUUCAUUAAUGGAAGACAUCACACAGUUGACUUUAACCCAUCCAUUAUGUCUGCUGCCAAGCUUCUAUUGGUUGUCACUGUUCCCACAGUAUUAGUUGGGAUACCAUCUGUGUCAUUUUCUGGUAUUAGAGGUUUGAAGAUUCUGGUUUGUGUUCACAGAAGUCCCAUUAAAUUUACAUUACAUUAAAUUUGGUUUUUGUGAAUGUUUUCAGUCUUUUGCCCACACUAGUACCAGUGUCCUUCUAUCUGUCGUUAAGUUAAAGCACAAAAUGAUUUUUUUUGUUGUCUCAUUAUUUUUUAAAAUCAUAGGCAAGAAGGUGCCGCUUUAACAGUCCGAUCUUUGCGUCUGCUUCAAAUGGAUAUCGGCAAUGUGCAGAAUUUUGUCAAUCUCCACAAACACACACCUCUUAAAAAACAGGUUUGCUGAUAUCUUUAAAGGAUGGAAUAUCUGUUGUUUCUCAUUCAGUUUUUAUGGCAACAAGCUGCUUUAUAAAAACCCACAAAGAUUGAGUACAAAAUAAGUAUCCUCUCUUAGUACAAUUUAUGUCUGAAUAGAAUACUUACAUUAAAAGUAGAUUAAUGAAAUCACUCAUAAAAACUUAAUUCAAAUGAUUCUGUUAGAAUUGCUUUUUGGUAUACAUUAAAAACCUUUAUUGAUCAUACUAUGAGCUGGUUAUUACAUCUGAAGUAAAUGGAAUAUAAAUAAAAUCCUCCAUCCCCCAGACUUUUUAGGAGAAAUGGAGCCACCUGAAAUCUGCUGUAAAAACAUUCUUCAUCCACAGACUGUGAUAACUUGUCUGGCUACAAUGAAGAAAUCUGUUGCUGAUGAAGAUGCCAUCAGUUGUCUGGUUCUUGGAACUGAGAACAAAUCAAUCUACAUUCUUGAUCCUGAGGCAUUCACAGUCUUAGCCACGGUAACAACUCUUUGAACAAUUAUAAAUGAGACUAAGAGUCACUUAUUCACAUUGUCUAAUAAAUUAAUUCAAACUCUGGCCAACUUUAACAUGUCUCACCUACAAUAAAAACACAUCUAAAUAUAAACCACUCCUUAGACUUAGUUCCAAAUAUACAUACAAGGUUGCUUCUAUAGGAGUUUAAAUGAGAGUAUCAAAAAAUUUAGAUUGUAAGCAUUUUCUUUGCUCCCCCCAUUAUUACAUUAAAUAAAAUAAGCAUAUGGGUAACAAUAUAUGAAACAAUAUAUAAAACUUAAUCUUUUUUGUGAAUAGGUUGAGUUUGGUUAAAUGUAACAGUUUAAAAAUUAUUAGGAUGAGUGUGGUUUUGAAUGUAAUAGUUUAGAAACUAUUAGGUUGAGCGUGGUUUUGAAUGUAAUAGUUUAGAAAUUAUUAGGUUGAGUGUGGUUUUGAAUGUAAUAGUUUAGAAAUUAUUAGGUUGAGUGUGGUUGAAUGUAGCAGCUUCUAUUGAUAGAGCCAGUGAAUAGGACAAAACAUAACAUAAAAACUUCACAAACUUUAUAUUUAUUUUUUCUCUAGAUGAACCUACCAAAUGUUCCAGUUUUUCUAAGUGUUAAUGGAUUAUUUGAUGUAGAUUAUAGAAUUGUUGUGUCUUGUCGCAAUGGCUGUGUUUACACAUUAAAGAGGUGAGUACGAUCAAUGGUAGAAUAAAUUUAUUCAUUUUUUUAUUUCCUUCUUAAAGAUUUUUACAACACGUGUAACAAUUCAGUAUGUUGCCUCCAUUUUGUGUGCUAUCAUGUUUCCUCUCUGGAUGAACCAUUCCAACAUAGUUUUCAUUCGAAAGCCAGUUUUUAACUUUCUGUUUUAUUGCAUUAAUGCCAAUAAUUAGCAUAUUUGUCUAAUUUAUUUAUUCAUAUAAAGCAUAUUCAUCCUUGCUUUAUACUACAGAGGCUGGAUACUUAAAGAUCAACAUUUUGUUAUGAAGUUAGCUUUAUCAGUAAACAGAAGUGCACUUUCAUUAGCAAUUCUUUAAAUAGUUUUAUUUCUGAAAACGUGACAAUCCCUUCAAAUGUUCUGUUGCACCCACAUACUGAGCUAUUUAUAAAUUGCGGUAUUCCCAGAGGCAGCACUGAUGUGACGAGGAACAUGAUAGAACUGAACUCUCACCCUGUCGGCAUGGAGAGAGUCAACAAAAACAUUUAUGUUGGUUGUAUGGAUGAAACUUUGCACUGUUUCACAUCAAAGGUACAAGGUGUAUUUGAGUCCAGUAAAUAUUAAUUUGCUUACGUCACCAAUAGUAUAUUGACAGCUGGGCAGUUACUCCCUGUCAAAGAUCCAUGGAGAAUGUCAAUAUGUUUAAACUGCCAUUAUUAAAAAGUGUGAGUCAAGUUUAAUAUCCUGUCUUUAAGUGGCCCCAUGGAUUGUGCGUCUUGCCAUUGACCCAAGCUCUGUCACUAUCUUCAAUGUAUUUUUUGUUCCAUUGAUGCUCUCAGUGAUUUAGUUAAUGAGUCUUUGAAAUGGUAAUUUUACAGCACAAAUAACAGUUAGUCAUUUUUACACCACAUUCAAUUUUUAUUUACAUGCAUGAUUCACAUUAUAAAUAUUUAUUAAAUUGAAGAAGAAUGUGAAGUGAUGAUUGUGAAAAUUAAUUUGUUUUCAAUUCAAUCACUGAUUCAUAUUUGUUUGUUCAUCUUUAGGGCAAGAAACUUUGGACAGUGAGGCUGCCCGCCGGCAUCACCACUAUUGAAGCUAUUGACUACAAGCCCAAGAGCUUCACAGCCGUCCUGGUGGCUCUCAAUAACCAGGAAGUCCACAUCUAUAAAGAGAAAUAUUUGGUGGACAUUAUCAAAAUGGAUGACAUCGUCACGGGGAUGCGAUUUGGAAGAUUUGGCAGGGAGGAUGGGACAUUAGUCAUGUCAACAAAGCGUAAGUCUUAUUAAAGAAGUCAUUUUGUACUUAAUUGACAUGAAAGAUUUUAGAAAUCUAAAAGUAGAGAUUGAAUUACAAUUGAAUGUAGAGUUGUUUAUUUUUGUAUAUUUAUGUGAAGUGAGACAUUCUCUAUCUAGCAUACAUAAUGAACACAGUUUAUUGUUAUCCAGUUAAGUUUCUUGUUCGUCUUAGAAUGAAUGUUUCAUCUUAUAAGGAUUUUAGUCUUAGAAUGAAUGUUUCAUCUUAUAAGGAUUUUAGUCAUAGAAUGAAUGUUUCACCUUAUAAGGAUCUUAGUCAUAGAAUGAACAUUUUAACUUUAAGGGAUGUUAUUCAUAGAAUGGAUGUUUCAUCUUAUAAGGAUGUUAUUCAUAGAAUGAAUUUUUCAUCUUAUAAGGAUGUUAGUCUUAGAAUGAAUGUUUCAUCUUAUAAGGAUGUUAGUCUUAGAAUGAAUGUUUCAUCUUAUAAGGAUGUUAGUCUUAGAAUGAACAUUUCACCUUAUAAGGAUGUUAGUCAUAGAAUGAACAUUUUAAAUAUAAGGAUGUUAGUCAUAGAGUAAACAUUUUAAAUUAUAAGGAUGUUAGUCAUAGAAUGAACAUUUUAACUUAUAAGGAUGUUAGUCAUAGAAUGAACAUUUUAACUUAUAAGGAUGUUUGUCAUAGAAUGAACAUUUUAAAUUAUAAGGAUGUUUGUCAUAGAAUGAACAUUUCAUCUUAUAAUUAUGUUAGUCGUAGAAUGAAUGUUUCAUCUUAUUAGGAUGUCUUGUAAAGUUUAAACAGUUGGUGUUACUUUUACUGUUUUGAAAAACUUAUUGUGACAUCAAAAAUUCCUUCAUGCAUGAAAAGUCCUGAAAGAUUAUGAUGAGCUCGAAAUUAACUCAUACUCUUCUUACACUGCAACUUGUGGUGAGGAUUCUGAGGUCCAAGACUAAACAUGGUUAAUUAAUUAAUUAAAAGUUCUAUUUUCAAGAAUAUGUAUGUUUCAGGUGGAGGCUUGUAUGUUAAAAUUUUGAAGAGGACAGCAAAAUUUGAAGAGAAAGAUAUGUCAGCUGGCCCUCCUGCAUCACAGAAUGUUAAACUGAAUGUUCCUAAGAAAACAAAAUUGUUUGUGGAUCAGACACAGAGGGAGAGAGAGAAUGGAGUAGGUGAGUAUUUGUGACAACAAUUAACCAGUGUGUUUUUAAAGAGAGCUAAAAAAAAAGUAGAGCAUUGUUUGCAAGGAAAGUGACAAAAGUAGAGCAUUGUUUGCGAAGAAGGGAACAACUGAAGGUAACAAUAGUAGACCAUUGUUUGCAAGGAAGGGAACAACUGAAGCUAACAAUAGUAGAGCAUUUUUUGCAAGGAAGCUAACAAUAGUAGAGCAUUGUUUGCAAGGAAAGUGACAAAAGUAGAGCAUUGUUUGCGAAGAAGGUAACAACUGAAGGUAACAAAAGUAGAGCAUUGUUUGCAAGGAAGCUAACAAUAGUAGAGCAUUGUUUGCAAGGAAGGGAACAACUGAAGGUAACAAAAGUAGAGCAUUGUUUGCAAGGAAGGGAACAACUGAAGGUAACAAAAGUAGAGCAUUGUUUGCAAAGAAGGGAACAACUGAAGGUAACAAAAGUAGAGCAUUGUUUGCAAGGAAGGGAACAACUGAAGGUAACAAAAGUAGAGCAUUGUUUGCGAAGAAGGGAACAACUGAAGGUAACAAAAGUAGAGCAUUGUUUGCAAGGAAGGGAACAACUGAAGGUAACAAAAGUAGAGCAUUGUUUGCGAAGAAGGGAACAACUGAAGGUAACAAAAGUAGAGCAUUGUUUGCAAAGAAGGGAACAACUGAAGGUAACAAUAGUAGAGCAUUGUUUGCAAGGAAGGGAACAACUGAAGGUAACAAUAGUAGAGCAUUGUUUGCAAAGAAGGGAACAACUGAAGGUAACAAUAGUAGAGCAUUGUUUGCAAAGAAGGGAACAACUGAAGGUAACAAUAGUAGAGCAUUGUUUGCGAAGAAGGGAACAACUGAAGGUAACAAUAGUAGAGCAUUGUUUGCGAAGAAGGGAACAACUGAAGGUAACAAUAGUAGAGCAUUGUUUGCAAAGAAGGGAACAACUGAAGGUAACAAUAGUAGAGCAUUGUUUGCAAGGAAGCUAACAAUAGUAGAGCAUUUUUUGCAAGGAAGCUAACAAUAGUAGAGCAUUUUUUGCAAGGAAGCUAACAAUAGUAGAGCAUUUUUUGCAAGGAAGCUAACAAUAGUAGAGCAUUUUUUGCAAGAAAGGUGACAAAAGUAGAACAUAAUUUACAAGGAAGGUAACAAAAGUAGAGCUUUGUUAAGAGGAAAGGUGACAAAAGUAGAGUGUUGUUUGCAAGAAAAGUGACAAACGUAGAGCAUUGUUUGCAAGGAAGCUAACAGUAGUAGAGCAUUUUUUGCAAGAAAGGUGACAAAAAUGGAGCAUAGUUUACAAGGAAGGUAACAAAAGUAGAGCAUUAUUUAGAAGAAAGGUGACAAAAGUAGAGUAUUGUUUGCAACUGAGAUAAUUAGAUCAAUAUCAAAAGACAAAAACUGAAUUACUUGGGACACAUAAAAAGACACAACUGUUCUGAAAAAAUAAUUUUUUAGUGUCAUGAGGGGGGGGGGGGGGCACUCUUCUUGAGGAUGGACGUAGGACAUGACUUUAUCCCAAAUGUUACUCUUCUUUAAAUUUUUAAUUUAUUUUCAGUUUUAAGUUAUUAUUUCUUGUCUAUCACAUCUACAAAUACAUUUUAAACAAUUUUCCAGCCAUGCACAGAACAUUCCAGCGAGACUUAGCUCAACUUCGCCUCAAGGUGAUGAGAGAAUAUGUUAAAGUCUUGGACAACAGCUUAAAUCCGAUUUCCUCUGAUCCGAUGGAACCCCUCAAACUUAGUGCUCAUGUGAGUAACUAGGCUUUUAAGGACAAAGAGCUCUCAAUCUGAUAAUAAAUUCAUUAAGAUGGAACCUGAGAGGCUGCCAGACUGUUAAUGAAUUUUUAAUAUCGGUAUAUUUAUUUUUGAACAAAUCUUCUGUUUCUGAUCUAAAUCUUCUGCUACUGAUCCAAAUCUUCUGCUACUGAUCUAAAUCUUCUGCUACUGAUCCAAAUCUUCUGUUUCUGAUCCAAAUCUUCUGUUUCUGAUCUAAAUCUUCUGUUUCUGAUCCAAAUCUUCUGCUACUGAUCCAAAUCUUCUGUUUCUGAUCCAAAUCUUCUGCUACUGAUCCAAAUCUUCUGCUACUGAUCCAAAUCUUCUGCUACUGAUCCAAAUCUUCUGCUACUGAUCCAAAUCUUCUGCUACUGAUCCAAAUCUUCUGCUACUGAUCCAAAUCUUCUGCUACUGAUCAGGUUCAAGGUAUUGGACCCACUUUUAAGUUUACAGUAAAACUUCAGAACACGUCUCUGUCACAAGCAACAACCGAUCUACUGAUAACUUUUGACUUUGAUGACAAGUUGUAUAACUUUCAUAAGAGACUCAUCCAGGUCAGUGUGUGGCUGUACUUUUUUUAAUUUGUUAAUGAUAUUCCAUCCUCUAGGCGUUUAAUUCAACUUUUAUUAGUAGCAGCGCUUCUUUCAUCAGUUUUAAAAAAUAUUUUUUUGGUUUUAGACUUGAUUGGUGUAUAUGUUUUCGAGUUAAUGAGACAAAAGAUUUCUCUAUUAAUUAUUUUUAAAUAUUUUAUCACACAUUUACAAAGACUUUAAAACAAAGGGAAGAUUUGCCUCCCUUUAACAGUGUCUUUGUGAAUCACAAUAUGUGUAAGGAAUGAAAAAUAUUAAAAAAUAUGGUAAUUUAUUUACAAACUGCGGAUGGUGAAUGAAACCAUGGUACAUAGAAUUUAUGUUUACAAAAGUAAAAGCAAUUAUGACUUGUCUGAAGAAAAAUAUGCUCUCAAAUAAUUGUUCUGUAGGUUCCAAUGUUGGUUCCAGGACUAACCUACGACUUUGAUACUUUUGUGGACUGUCUCAAUGAUAAAGGAAUAACUGAUAAUGUCAAGGUCAGCUUGCUAUUCAUACAAUUUUAUGUUCCUCUUUUUUUUUUUUUAUUUGACAAAUAGAAUACUUUUGUGGACUGUCUCAAUGAUAAAGGAAUAGCUGAUCAUUUCAAGGUCAGCUUGCUAUUCAUACAAUUUUAUGUUCCUCUUUUUUUUAUAAAAAAUUGACAAAUAAAAAAUGGGAGGGUUGAAUUAGUGAGACUUAAAUAGCUGAUUUUUACUUUGUCACUAUUGGCUUAACUUUUAUACUGGCUAAUAUAAUCAGUUGUAUCUUUCAAUUUCAGGUGUAUGUUCUGAAACAAGGAAAGUCAGUACCUGUUCUUACUGGUGUUGUCAGCAUGCCAGUUAGUGAAAGUAUAGUGGUUGUAUAACUAAGAAAUUAAAUUACAAUGAUUGUAUUACUACAAAGUGAAGUACAAUGAUUGUGUAACUACAAAGUGAAAGUGUAAUGAUUGUGUAACUACAAAGUUUGUGUAACUACAAGGUGAAAGUGUAAUGAUUGUGUAACUACAAACUUAACCUACAAUCAUUGUUUAUCUACAAAUUGAAAUUAUAAUGAUUGUGUACCUACAAAGUUAACCUAUAAUGAUUGUGUAACUAAAAAGCCAACGUGAAGAUGGCCUUAAUAUCAAGAUUUUAAACAGUGAACACUUGACCUGGUUGAUUUUCCAGAAUUCUAUAUAAAUAUGAAGUAAUUUUUUGUGAUGAAAGUUUCAAACCGUCCAUAAUCUGUUUGCGCAACCUUUUCUUUUUAUGCUAUUUAUGUAUUGUAAAAAUAUGAGAAUUUUUUUGAUUGGAAUCAUUUCAUGAAUAAAUCCAAUUUCUCUAUUGUGAAAUUUAAUAAAAUAAUCAGGACUGCAGACGUCAACUACAAAAAUUAAAUUAGAAUUUAUGUUUAAGAUUUACUUCUUAGUCUAGUUUUAUUUAUUGUUUGUCUUAAAAUGCCAGUGGUACAGUUGAUAAUUCAAACAAUUUAUAUCUUUUAUUGUGUUUUUUUAGUCCAUUUGUCCAGGUUAAACUUGUUGUUGAAGUUCAGACAAACCAUUCCUAAUUCUUAUUCAAGUUUAUUGUUUUAAGCUUGAGUUGGCUGAUUACCAGGACUAUAUUUUACUUGUAGUAUUUUGAAAAUAAACGACUGCUUUUUGAUGUC